GGAACGCACUCUGUCAUAUGGAAUAGUGAAAAUUGGUUCCUUUUUGCCUGUGUGCUGCCACUCGACUCGGCCAUUAACAUUCACAGUCGUUUCGCCUUAUAAGGCGCCUCGUCAGCAUCCUGCGUUUAGUUGGGUUGGGGAACUGUGAUAGGCCUAGAGGUCCAGUUUCACUAUGUUGCGAUAGGUUAGUUGUACUAAAGGUCAGGAAAGCCUAAUGGGGAAUGUUCACAGCUGCACCUCGAAGGGAGCUCUGCUCCUUGUUGCGGCCGCAAAUGGGGACCUGGUUACAGCACAAGAGCUAUUGUCGAAGCACCCGAAGGCGGCAUCUUACUACAACUUUAAGGACAGGAGCUCUCCGCUCUUGCAAGCGUCAGCUCGAGGUCAUUUCGAGCUGGUGCAGCUCAUCCUUGAGACGGCCGUCAUGACAGAGGGCCCCGAGCGUGCUAAAAAGAAUUGCAUUGAUCAUGCAAAUUCAAAGCGCCAAACUGCGUUGAUGGUGGCGUGCAAGCACGGGCACCCGGACUGCGUCGAAUAUUUAGUCACAAAUGGUGGUGACCCUUUGCUGACGGACGAGCGCCGUCACAACACAUGCUUGCAUUUUGCAGCAUUGUAUGGUCAUAGCGAGUGCGUGCAUAAGCUGCUUGGGAGCCGGGCGGCGUAUCGUGUCCAGGGAAGGCAGGUCCCAGUCGCGCAGAUACCCUGCAAUGACGAUGGCGUGACGAUUAAGUUCAUUGACCGGCACAACGGCUGGGGCCUAAGCGCACUACACAUUGCUGUCUUCCAGGGCAGUGUCAGCACAGUGCGUGCACUGUUGCGGCACGGUGCCGACGUGGAGUCGGUCAUCUGCGCCUCCAAGGUGGAGAACAGCCCCAUCCGCUGCGCAGUGGGCUCCAACGCGCUGCACAUUGCGGCACUCACGGGCAACAUCCAGAUGGCCAAGCUCAUACUGGAGACGCAGGAGAGCUACCCCGGUCUGGAGCUGCGCAGCCGCACCAAUGCGGCGGGCCUCAAGCCGCACGACUACGCGCAGUCCGCUCGCAACCCCGUGCUGAUGCACCUGCUGGACGAGCGGCUGCCGGUGACGCUGCUGCGGCAGAUCUGGAUGAACCACUCCACGGAGCAGAGCCUGCCGCCCAGACACCAGACGCUGGGCUCCAUGCUUCAGAAGCUCAAGCUAAUGUUCAAUCUGGAGUUGAUCGCCAUUCAGCGCAACGUCACCCACCUGCACGCGCAACAGGACGCAGCAGCGGCAGCAGCAGCGGAUGCUCAGCAGCAGCAGCAGCAGCAGCAACAGCAGCAACGGCACGGCAACCAGGCAGCUGCGUUGCAGAGUCCGCAGCACUGCCCAGACCACCAGCACCAGCAGCAGCGCAGCAUCGGUGGAGCUCCUGCCUCCCCGCACUCCCCCGCCGCGCCAGCAACACCUCCCCCCACCGCAUCGUUCCCCUUGGAGGCCACAUCUCUGUCCCAUCCGCUGCCUCGUGCCGCGCUGCUGCCGGCGGCUGCUCCCCUGCCGCCGCUGCAAGUCUCCUUGGCAACGGGCGGCGGCGUCAGCGGCGGCGGCGGCGGCCAGCAUAACAACCCCAACCCCAGCCUCCAGGCGCAGCAGCAGCUCCAUCUUGGCGUUACCUCGGGCGCCACAACGGGCGGUACGACCACAACGGCAGCAGCAGCAGCAGGGGGUGCGGGUGUGUUGGGGUCCCUGGCGGGAGUGGGCAUGGGCGGGAUGGGGGGUCGACACCACCAUCAGCAACACCAUCAUCACAGUCACCGCGGAGGUGGAGGUGUGGAGCCGGCCAAUGCGCGGGUGCUGUGGGCGCGGAGGCAGGACGAGAUUGCGCAGCUGCUGGCCACUGUGACGCAGCUGCAUGAGAACCUGAAGCAGCUCUGUCGGCGGGAUGAGCCGGCGAGUGGGGAGGCGGGCGAGGCUGCCGGCGGGCUGAGUCGCGCCGACCGCGCCGCCACCUACGAGGCAGUUCUGGACUUCAUCCUGUCCACCCUUAUUAACCCGCGCACUGUGAGCGCCAUCCUGCACGCGGCAAAGAAGCUCGUGUCAGCGUCCGUGACGGGCACAGCGGCGCUGACGGCGGGGGGCGCGCCGCUUGAACUUCCGCCCGGCGAUUCGGAUUCGCAGCACGGGCUCGCGCUGUUGAGCACUGCGCUGAGGGCAGUGGAGACGUGCCUGCAGGCGGCCGUUAAUUUGACAGGUUCCCAGACGCCCGAGCCAUCGCAGUCUCAGCUGCAGCUCGAGCCGCCACCCGCCUCCCCCGCCGGAGGGGAUGUGGGUGUGCUGCGAGCAGCUGCCCUUGCCGCCGUCGUUGCCGACCCCGCCACCACCCUCCCAGGCGGCGAGGGGGCCACCACCCCCACCCACGCCACCUCCCUCACCCCCACCGCCGCCGCAGCAACAGCUCCUGCCUCUCCCGAGUCAGCCAUGGAGCCCAGUAGCUCCCUUGUGUCGGGUCCAACCACCACGGAACCGCAUGUGGCAGCGCUGUCUCGAGGCGCGGGCAGCGGUGUCGGGUCCGCAGUCCUCGUGUCGGAUCAGAUCCUUUUAGAGGUCCCCGCGGCGGGACAGCAGCCAGGUGCCGCGCCCGCGCCGACCGCAGCCAUGGGCUCCGUUCUGGCACCCAGCCACAUACCGCAGGCGCCCCCGCGCGCAACCCCCGGGUUGGCAAUCGGUGCCCUGCCGCUGGGCAAUGCGGGGUUGCUGCUGGCGCAGUCUGCGGCCAUGCGUGGUCUGGCGGACGGGGGAGGGAACGGACCUACGCCGCCCGCGUUUGCAACGCACUGGUCUUCCCAGCUGAACACCCUGAUUGCGCAGCUGCAGUGGGACAUUGGCGUGCAGCGGCACCGGAGGCGGCGGGCGCAUGCGGCGGCAGCGGCGCGCAGCGCAGCCGCGGCUGCUGUGGCGGCGGCAGCUAGCGCAACCGUCAAUCCCACGCAUGGGGUGGAGAACGCGCAGGGUGGGGCGGUCGACACUGCGGCGACCGCUACGGCCUCUAUGUUUGCGGGUCACCAGAUGUUUCCGAGCGUUGGCCCCCAAGGUGGGAUGUCCCAUUUGCCUGCGGUGCGCGCAGGGCCGGGCAUGCUCGUUGGCGGGAACGCAAAUGCUGCUGCUGCUGCUGCCGGGGGUGAUGCUGCUACCGCUGCGGCUAAUGCUGCGGGUGCCGAAGUGGCUGCCUCGGCGCUGUCACCGGUUGCCGUACACCUCCUGCGUGCCCUGGGCUCCCGGCGCGGCGAUGCGGUGCAAGACGUGGUAACGUCCAACACGAGUGGGGCGUUGCCAGCUCUGCCGCCCCUUUCGCAUUCCCGCAGCGAUUCAGGCGUGUCAACACCGGUCGCCGGUGGUGGUGGUGGUGGUGGUGGUGCAGCCCUCAGCCCUGCCGCAGCUGCUGCGCCGGCAGCAGCAGCGUCUACUACCACGGCGACGUCUCCCACCGCUACUGAGCUUCCGGCAGCAGCAGCAGCCGCCACAGGGGCGGGGGCGGUGUUGGGUGGCAGAGGUGGCGGAGCUGAAGCAGCAUCGGGUACGGCUGCAUGGAUGGAGGCUGCAGGGCCGACUGAGGACGGAGCCCAGCAUCUCAUGCAGUCCAACGAGAUUAUUCCUUUGCCGUCGGGUCGCCUGGCAGCGUCAACGGCACCCGCGCAUGCUACUGCUGCAGCGGACGGUAGCAGACAUGGAGCGGGCGGGGCACUGACAAGCAACACCCCCAGCGGCGGGGAAACCGCCACCGCAGUACGACCCGUCCCUGCCGCUGCCGCCCCUGGCGGGCCCCCAACUGCCGGGGACAAGCGCAACGGCGGCGCUGCCGACAGGAAAGACCGCGGCAAGGAAGGCCGUGACGGCACCGCUGGCGGAGCCGGCGGCGGCGGUGACGGCGGGCUUGAGGGUCAGGACGACUCGCCUGCCGCCAGCGAGAGCGGGUCCGACUGGUCUGAUGACGACCGCAACGUGUGUUCGAUCUGCAUGGACCUGCCGGUUGCAGUGCUGGUGGCGGGGUGCCAGCAUGGGCUGUGCGUUCAGUGUGCCUUCCAGCUGUGCGUGAAGGGACGUGAGCUGCCGUCAUGCCCUUUUUGCCGGCAGAAGAUUGGCGGCUUUGAGGCGAAGGAGGUGGGGACACCGGGGUCGGGUGUGGGAACGGGGGCGGCAACGGCGGGAGCGACGGCCAAUGUAACGGCGCAUGGGAGCAGUCGGCGCAUGGGGUAAGAAGAAGCGGUGCGGAGCCGUUUGCCGGGGAUCAGGGAGGCGUUUUGUUGCCGACUAGUGAUGGGGGCCGCUGUGACGCUGUGGUCCGGAAAGGGGUGCCGGUUCCCACUAGCGUGAUGCAGGCCUCCCUGCCGACAUCUGCAUAGGUGCAUGUGAUGUGAGGAGGACGGAGAAGCGGGUUGCAUAGCUGGUUUGCUGCACACCGGGAGGUGGGGUGGAGUUCUGUGGGUGGGGGGUUUUGAAUUGCAGAAGACUGAUGAGAUCAAGUGGUUCAAUGGCUAGCUAAGUGCCAAUGUAAGCGUAUAGGGUGCGAUAAGGGAUAUAGUCGAGCUUUGUUUCAUUAUGAUAAGUCAUGCUGAGGUCACAAAGGUCGUUGGUCGGCCAAAGCUAGUGGCGUUGGGACUGUUCAUGGUAUCCUCUACGUCGUCGCGAAGGGCAAAAAUAAUCACACAGUGCGUGUGCUGACUGCCUGUCGUGGCGUCAUCGGAGUCAUUGUACGGGGGCUGGUCAGCCGUGGCGGGCAUUUGGAAGGAGUUGCGGAUGAUACUGUGUGCUGAUAAAGCGUAGAGCCAUGUUCCAUGCAACCAAUGCCACACCGCGUGAGUGCCACACCGCGUGAGUGGGCGUCGGAGCGAUGUACCACCUAUUCCGUCGCUUCUAAAAUGCAAGGCGCUAUUCACAUUCAUUUGGUUUCAAGGAGGGGUAACGGCGGUGGACUGAGAGCGUCAAGAGGGGACUUGUGUGUGUCAAUGUUGAAAACAUCGGCGCGGAUGCGAGGAGGUGAUGUGUACGCGACCGUUAUCCCUAGGUAGUUAUGUGUGUCCCCUGUUGCUCUCUGUUUGCGGGCGUGCUGUGGGCUGUGUAUUGCAGCUCCGCGGGUGUGAGACUCGGGGGGUGUCAAGAAGGUUACCCAAAGAGGGGUUAUAGCUUUUAGGGCGGGCGGCCCAGGACCAUGUGGCUUCAUGGUUGGCCGAACACACAGCCAUUGUUGUGGAUUGGGGCCCCGUUCGUCGGUCCGUGUGUCUGGGCCGGCGGGCAGCUGAGGGACGAAUGGGGUUCAGGGCGGUGGCUUUUUCAUGGCUGGUGACAGGCUGGUAAUGGGAUGGGAUAAAGUUGCGGCGUAAUAGGUGCGUCUGACGUUGCUGGUGGUGGCGUUGGUUGUUCCCUUGGUUGGUCGGGUGGCGUUGGUUGGUGGGCAGUGGGUGCCGCAUGGGUCCCCUCAUAGCUGCUGGAAGAUACAGGAUAGUACGGUUAAUAGGGUUUGGUUUGUUCCUGGUGGUGGUGGGGCAGCAGCAGGUCGGGCGGGUGCUGUUGACUUGUUGACUCUUCUUUUACCUCAUGAUCGCUAGUUAGUUCAUUGUUAUGGCAUAGAAUGGAUGCCUGUGCAGCAUGCGCUGCUGAAUGCUAUCGGUGCAGGUUUCGAGGCAUAGCUGGCUGUAUUGCCCGUGGUUGGGUUAAUUGCUUCUUGAGCAUCCAGAGUUGCAUGGGCUCGUCACUUUGGUGUUGUGGUGGUUUGAAGACUAUGUUGAAAGCUCUAUGUUAGGAAGUUGUAUGGGGGGGUGGGCGUUGACUAAUAGUAGCAGCAAUCACACGCGGCAGGCGCGUGUUUCCUUCGUUAUCGGCCGUUGGAUUUAUCAUUGUCCCUGGUUUCCACAUCUGCUAUUGCCAUGCUUUUGGAUCGUGCGAUGUUUCGCCGCUGUGUGAUUCGGUGUGUUCGCGGUUUCACGGCCUUCAAUACAACUCAUCGACAUUUGCGCGUAUAUGCGUAUACCGUACGGCAUAUGGUUGGAGCGUUACGACAUCGCAACAACGUCGCCACCAACCGCGUGCAGUUAAGGGUUAAGGCAGGGGUUGCGCUACGCUUUUCACCAGUUGCACCAUAAUUAACCUGGUGUGGUUUGUUUGGUAACGGCAACACAUGUUUGGUCACCAUUCAUCCAUGGAUGCAUGUGCGCAUGUUUGGUUUCACUGGGUCGCUGUACAUUACUGUAACCUGUACUGCUCUGAUGAUUCCUUUUUUUCGCGCGGAUGUGUUGUGACGUUGGCGCGGCGUCCCCGCAUCAGGCAUUGCCAUGUAAAUGGAGUGGGGGG
Messenger RNA from Astrephomene gubernaculifera, 6301 nucleotides. The record is from the annotation of a GenBank genome assembly. Lineage: Eukaryota; Viridiplantae; Chlorophyta; Chlorophyceae; Chlamydomonadales; Astrephomenaceae.